UGGGCAAACAGUUUCUGUGUUGAUGGGCUAUUUUCUGUCCUGAGACUCAGCAAAGUCCUUGCUGCGGGAGAUGCAUCGGUUUUGUUGUCUGUCUGUAAGAAGUUGGGCUCUGAAAUUGGACAAUGGUCUGACUUUUUUCUCCAAUUAUCUGGGUCAGAGGCUCUAAGUGGAUGCAUGGUGUCUCUGGUUAUUUUGUGUUGCUGCUAAACAACAUUUCAGAACACCGUCUGCUCAGAUCAGAGUUUUCAGGCCGGCAAGUAAAUCAGCACAAUGGACAAUCACCAGAAGAGGAAUCUAACUUUCCUGACCAUUGGAUUAAUAUUUAUGCUGAGCGGGAUAGAGUAUGCUGUCAUUCUGCCCACAAUAUGGAGGUAUCUGCAGAUUCUGGAGGCUCCGCCUUACUUCCUGGGUCUGGGUCUGUCAGCCUUCAGCCUGAGCGCGCUGCUCACAGGUCCACUGUUUGGAAUCUGGUCAGAUCGAAGCAAAGCAACCAAAUCCAUCAUCCUUUUCUCCAAUCUGUUUGAAAUCGCUGGUAACUUCAUGUAUUUUAUUGGCUAUUCAAAGUGGCUGCUGUUAUGCAGUCGUCUUGUGGCAGGUGUCGGUGCAGGAGCGGGCUCCUCCAUCUUUGGUUUCCUAACCCAGAGCACUUUGCCGGAAGAGCGUGCUGGCAUCUUUGCAGCUGUUAUGGCCUGUCGACAAGCUGGCCUUCUCGUUGGGCCGGCGUUCAACUUGUUCCUGCGGCUGUGUGAUUUCAAACUGGGGCCCUUUGUUGUGAACAAGUAUACGUCUCCUGGGAUCUUCAUGUGUCUGCUGUGGAUGUUGCUUCAGUUUGUCGUCCUGGCUGUGUACUGGGACAUACCACCCACAGGCCCGGAGGGGGAAUUCAUAGCGCUGGAGCUGAAACAAGAAGAGGAGAAAGAGGAGGAAGUGCCCCUGAUGGGGUCAGACGAGGAGGCGGUGCGCACCUACAGAGCCGUCGACUCUGACCAAUUGGAGACCUCUGCCUCAUCCGUAACACAGACCACCCGAGAAGACUCAAACCCCUUUAAAAACUUCGGCGUCAGUAGAGAAUUCCUGAGAGAAGAAGUGGUUGUUCUCCUUACGGCUCAGUUCAUCACUCUGUUCAACCAGACAGCGCUGGAGACCAUGGUGACCCCGCUGACGCAGCGCUACUUCAGCUUCGGCGAGCUGGGCAACAGCCUGAUGUACAGCCUGUGUGGGGUGGAGGUCAUCGCGGGCUUCUUCUUCGUGCGCUGGCUGAGCAGCAAGGUUGCGGACCGUGUGGUGCUGGCAGUGGGCCUGGUCAUCUGCUGCACCGCCUGUAUCUGGUGCCUCAUUUUCCUCUGCAAGCCCCGAGGUGCAUAUGAAUGGCAGCUCUCAGCCUUCAUCGUCGGAGUUUUUCUGCAGCUCCUGGGGCUUCCCUUCGUAGCCGUGUCCCAGGUGUCUCUCUUCUCCAAAGUCACUGCAGAAAAAACUCAAGGGUUCAGCCAAGGUGUUCGACGCUCCGUUGGAGGCCUGGCUACCAUCUUGGGUCCUUUGUGGGCUGGAGGGUUGACCAAUCAUUUGUACAUAAUGCUGGGCAUGAUGCUGGCUCUGCUCGUCAUGAUCACAGUUAUGACGGUGCUGUCCUACGAGCGGCUGGUCGAGCCGAGGGUGGUGCAGUGUGCCCAGGGCUCUGACAGCGGAGGGUAGGGCUGCGGCAUGAAUGACGAGCAGGAGAGGGCCAAGGCGGGCCAAGGGGAUGCCCUUCACUUCAGAGAGAAUAAAUCCAAGUUUCUUGAAGAGGAAAGUGUAUGAGUGUGGAAUAAAAAUGAUCAAGCCUCAUAUUUCCAAGCUUUGCAUGCUGCCUCUGCUAUCAGCCUGUAGUUACAUGAACCACAAACUCACAUUACUAUCAGCCUAUUAAUUACAUUUUACACAAGGGGGCACCAUUGCUCUCACGUUGAAUACCUAGAGGCUUAAUUGUAGAUGAAAGCUAUUAUUUUUAAGCUGCACUAUUUAUAUUCCCAGGUUUUGGUUUAAAAAAAAAAAAGCCUUCUUUUUUUUUUCUUUUCUGUGCGACCCAUGUAUCGAAAUGCGGUUUAUUCUUCCCCUGUGAAGAGGAAAGCUCUCUCUGAAAAUGAAACGGCUGACACAAUGAGUGCAGACGUGGAGUUGUCAACUUCUUAGCAGCCUCAUGUCAAAAAAGCUGACAGAAGAAGAGGGCCAAAGAGAGCGAUUCUUCACACAUUUAUCCGUACCUUCCUUUCUCUAAAAGAGAAGAACGACGCACAAACUGCUCGGUUGUAAUUAAACCACCUUGUUUGCCCAAUUCUUUCUUGAAACCCAUGAAGUAAAACCAGAUUCACAAAAAAAAAUUCAACAAAAAUACUUUCUAAAUUGCCAACCCUAUUUUUUAACUAAAGGGAGCGAUUAAAAUUUUAAUAGCAUGCAUCCAUAAUUUAGAAUUUGACAAGGUGUGAGUAGUGUACAGUCAGCUGUUCUUGCCUGUAUUCUCCUCUAGGAUGUGCUGCGUGCUACACAUCAGCAGAUGAGAGAGGAACGCUGUAAGCAACAUCAAGGCAUUGUCGAUUCUCUUUGUAGAAAUGAGCGCGGCUUUGGCCGGUCCCUGUGUUUUUGCAUAAUUGCAGAUAAGGCUCAGUAACCUUUCCAGUUUUCCGCGCUCAGCAUGUGAUGUUUGCCUUUCUAGAGGCUUUCUGCCCGAAAUGGAAAUUCUAAUCUCUACGACUCAAGGACAUAAUAUAUAUAAGUACUUUUAUGCCCUGAUCAGCGUAUUGAGGUGCUUGACAUUUUGAGGGAGAUAACAGAGUGCAGGGAUUCAGGUCAGACCGGAAUCCGCUCACUUUGAACAGUAGCUCUGUCUUGCUGGAUGAAUCUCUUCUUUUAUGUUUCCCGCUAACUAAAACACACAGUUUUGAAGCGAACCCGAAUUUUAAUCUGCGGGGAUUUAUUUUUUCAUCUGGGUUGUUUAUGGCAAAACAAGCAGG
Molecule: messenger RNA, 2987 nt
Organism: Fundulus heteroclitus (mummichog)
Lineage: Eukaryota; Metazoa; Chordata; Actinopteri; Cyprinodontiformes; Fundulidae
Gene: mfsd8l2
Product: major facilitator superfamily domain containing 8-like 2
Exons: 11
Coding region: 271-1692 (473 amino acids)
Biological process (GO): transmembrane transport
Molecular function (GO): transmembrane transporter activity
Source: RefSeq, a predicted model, not a curated record